Messenger RNA from Onychostoma macrolepis, 1057 nucleotides. Its product is annotated as urokinase plasminogen activator surface receptor-like. The record is from RefSeq and is a predicted model, not a curated record. The transcript has 4 exons. Bases 1 to 903 code for a protein of 300 amino acids. NCBI's taxonomy places the organism in Eukaryota, Metazoa, Chordata, Actinopteri, Cypriniformes, Cyprinidae.
AUGGAUCUGCAGACCUCCAGAGCUCUGCUUCUGUUCAUUCUCUUCACUGCAGGCACUCAGAUCAGCAGUGCUUGUAAUACUACUGAGCGCAAAUUCGGAUCAGCAUGGGACUCGCAAUGGUGUUAUGAGUGCAAGGGUUUGGGGAAUUACUGUCCGGACAGACCAGUGAUUUGUCCCAUCGGAUUUUCCAAGUGCAUGAGUUCAACAUUCAUAUUACAAAUUGGUGACACUCCUGUAAAAAUGAAGCAAAAGGAAUGCAUUGAAGAAUGUCAAGACAGCUCCAUAAACUAUGGCACAUUUAAGCAGACUUUUUCCUGCUGCGACACUCGCCUUUGUAACUACAGAGAUGCUCCAGAUCCCAGGACUAACGUUCCCAAUGGAAGAACAUGCUACUACUGCGAUGGGCAGGACUGCUCAAAAACCGUCAGAUGCUCAGGGACUGAAGACCGCUGCAUUACAACGACAAUGACUAAAGGAGGCCUGAAAAUGCUUGUAAAAGGCUGCAUCUCUAAAUAUAUGUGCGGGGCCCUAAAAUGUUCUUUUAUUCAGGACGUUUCAUGUUGUGAGGGGGACCUAUGUAACGGUGACAAGAGUAUCACCCAAGCCGUCACCCAGAGCUUCAGAAAUAACGCUGAUGAAAGUGUCAACCAAAGCGUCACCCGGAGCAUCCUCCAGAGCUUCAUGCAUGGAGCUAAGAGCGUCACCAAGAGACUGGCGUAUAAUGAUGCUAAGAGUGUCACCGACAGCAUGAUGUAUAACCAUGCUAAAAGAGUCAGGCAGAAAGUCAUGUAUAAUGAUGCUAAAAGUGUCAACCAGAGAGUCGUGUAUAACAAUGCUAAGAGCGUCAAGCAGAGCUUCCUGUUCCUCUGCUGUUCUCUGCUCUCCUACUUCCUGCGGCUCUGAAUGCAGCAGCUCCUCAGAUUCUACGAGAGAUGCUGUAUAUAUAGCUCAUGCUUCUGCAGUGCUUUGUUUUAUUUUUGUACUAUCAUUUUAUAUAAUAAAAUUCAUGACCUAAUUUCUGGAGUCAAAUGCAAUAAAGCUUGGCAUGCUGGAAAUA